Molecule: messenger RNA, 1522 nt
Organism: Penaeus indicus
Lineage: Eukaryota; Metazoa; Arthropoda; Malacostraca; Decapoda; Penaeidae
Exons: 6
Coding region: 1-1017 (338 amino acids)
Source: RefSeq, a predicted model, not a curated record
AUGUACGUACAUGUCAUGGAAUGCCUGGACUAUAUUCCGGGUGGCAUGUGCAUGCGUGUCACGAUGCACCAGCCCUGUUUUCCGGGGGCAUUGGCUGGCUCCAAAUGUGCUCAGCCAGCAAGGAGUCUAUUAAGAGCAUGCCAUCUGUGCAGAUUGGUUAACUUUCAUCUCUUGGUAGAUGUUAGAGAUCUGCAACUAAAAGAGGAGCGUGAGAAGGUGCGUGUAUUGGAGGAGUCACUGAGAGUGCUGGCUACAGAACACCAUGAGCUUGAGGAAUCCAUAGCCUCACAUGUGUCUUCCAAUGGGUCCUCCAUUUACAACACUCCUGCCAACUCCUAUGUGUCCCUGCCAAGGCCUAGGAGAUUCUUUGAUGCUGUCAGCGAUGAUGAAUUCUUUGAUGCAUUUUCACAAGAUGAUGAUGGGAGUGGAGGCACUUUGGUCAGUCUUCCUUCUCCAUGUGGGAGUGAAUGUUCAACAAACACCCUUGUAUCUUGCAUGUCUUCCCUUCCCACUGACCCACAGUCUCCACAGUCACCCUCCCAUUUGCUCUCAAACAUCUCUGCACAGCCAGGUGCUCAGGUUUCUAAUACAACUAUAACAAAUGAAGAAGGAGGGGGCACUUACUCUAUAUCACAGGAUGUGUAUACUGUUACUUCAACAGGACAUAUAAUAGAUUCUGGAGGAACUUACAUAGUGUCUCAAAGUGGUUGUCAUUCUGAAAAUACAAAUGGAACACAUACCACAUCACUAGGCCUAUCAGGUUUAGUUAACACUGUGUCAGAAAUGCUUGGUGGUUCGGCUCAUACAUCGUCAGGAGAGCGGCACCCGUCAUCAGUAAACAGCGACGGCAUAGGUCCUCAGAACUCAAGUUCCACGAAAUCGCACACAUCGCACGUAUCUUCCGUUGCCCUGGAGACCCCACUGGUCAGAACCUCUGACCUGAGUGAGCAUAGUGAUGGUAGUGAUGAGACUGUCACAAGUGACUCUCACCAGGGCUCUGAAGUUGAAGAAAAGUAAGUAACCAUGAAUAACACUUCUAAUAAAAGUGUUUGAUAUGUAGAUGAGCAUGUAAUGUUGCCAUUCAUAAAGGUAACAGUGUUAAUGCAAUGUUCAUAUUUUUAUCUUGCAUCCUGUACAUACCACCAGAAUAUUUUUGUAAGAUAUAAGCUUUAUAUUUUUUGAAUGUUGCCCCUUCACUGAUAGGUCAGUGUCUUUUUUAUGAUGUGUAAAAUAUUAAGACUGUUAUAUGUUGAUUGUUAUAAACGUUUACUUAGUGCAUUUUGCUUCAUAAAUGGAGAUAAGAAUACAUGUUAAAAGAUUUAUUCAAUUAGACUUGAGUCUUCAUAUAAAUAUUGCAUGUAUGCCUUGCAUGAGAAAUAUAGCAUUUUUUGUAUAUUAUUUGUGAAUUUGGUUUACUGUAUACCACAAUUCCAUAAUGGAUUUUACUUAUGAAGAUUUAUCUUUAGCAUUCUCUCUCUCAGUAUGUAUAUAUGUGUGUGUGUGUGUGUGUGUGUGUGUGUGU